This is a messenger RNA of Echinostoma caproni, 285 nucleotides long. Lineage: Eukaryota; Metazoa; Platyhelminthes; Trematoda; Plagiorchiida; Echinostomatidae. The record is from the annotation of a GenBank genome assembly.
AUGGCGCUCAUCCAACGAGACGCGCAGACACAGCGGUGGAAAGUGCCUCGUGGGACAAUGUUGACUGCCGCCCGAAAAGAACGAAUCGACAAUUACAGUCCGACAAACAAUCCGCAGCCAACGGAAAAGAUACCCACCGAAUGCCACAACGUCGGAGUUGACGAUCAACGCAUUUCGCAUCGCGAUCGGGUCAAACCAGUCGGAAUGGCACGCGGAAGAAGAGGUAACGCACGUGCCAAGUGCGGAUCAAGACCAACAAGGAAUGGCCCACAGAAAGAGGCAUGA